Capsella rubella is the source of this 1064-nucleotide messenger RNA. Its product is annotated as 40S ribosomal protein S2-2. Bases 16 to 861 code for a protein of 281 amino acids. Gene Ontology annotation, cellular component: ribosome; cytosolic small ribosomal subunit. The record is from RefSeq and is a predicted model, not a curated record. The transcript is spliced from 2 exons. Gene Ontology annotation, biological process: translation. Gene Ontology annotation, molecular function: RNA binding; structural constituent of ribosome. NCBI's taxonomy places the organism in Eukaryota, Viridiplantae, Streptophyta, Magnoliopsida, Brassicales, Brassicaceae.
UUUACUUAAUCGAAAAUGGCUGAAAGAGGUGGAGAACGCGGCGCAGAGCGUGGCGGUGACCGUGGUGGUUUCGGACGUGGUUUCGGCGGUGGCCGUGGUGGGCGUGAUCGUGGUCCUAGAGGCCGUGGACGACGUGGAGGACGUGCCUCGGAAGAAGAGAAAUGGGUUCCAGUGACAAAACUAGGUCGUCUAGUGAAGGAAAACAAAAUCGAGAAGCUAGAGCAGAUCUACCUACACUCUCUUCCCGUAAAAGAGUACCAAAUCAUUGAUCAAUUAGUUGGACCUUCGUUGAAAGAUGAGGUUAUGAAGAUCAUGCCUGUCCAGAAGCAAACCAGAGCUGGUCAGAGGACUCGGUUCAAGGCUUUUGUGGUGGUUGGAGAUGGAAAUGGACAUGUUGGAUUGGGUGUCAAGUGUUCUAAGGAGGUUGCUACUGCCAUUAGAGGAGCUAUUAUUCUGGCGAAGCUUUCGGUGGUUCCGGUGAGGAGAGGUUACUGGGGGAAUAAGAUUGGGAAGCCACACACUGUGCCUUGUAAGGUUACUGGUAAAUGUGGUUCUGUUACUGUGAGGAUGGUUCCUGCUCCCAGAGGUGCUGGUAUUGUCGCUGCUAGGGUUCCUAAGAAGGUUCUUCAGUUUGCUGGUAUUGAUGAUGUCUUCACUUCUUCCAGAGGAUCUACCAAAACCCUUGGAAACUUUGUCAAGGCUACAUUCGAUUGUCUUCAGAAGACAUAUGGGUUCCUUACACCAGAGUUCUGGAAAGAGACAAGAUUUUCGAAAUCACCUUACCAAGAUUACACUGAUUUCCUGUCAUCAAAGGCUCUUCCCGCAACUAAGGUUAUCACCGAAGCUGAAGACCAAGCUUAAGAACUUCAAUACACGAGUAUGGUUUUAUAGGUUUUGGUUGUCGCAAAUAUCUUUUUCCUAUCCUUUGAAGACAGUCUUGUUUCUUCUUUGUCUAUCCGUUUUUUUGGUAUUGGAGCUUUAAUUAUAAGGAUAGUUAUAUUUAGUUGUGUUUGGAAUUUUGAUAGAUGUUUUGCGUCUAUGAAAUGGCAGUUUCGAAUAUGCAG